CUCUCUCCCUCCCCGGGGCUGAGCGGGAGGGGAUGGAGCCGAGGGCCGCGGCGGUCCCGGGCCCGAGUUUGGGGGUGAAGGCCGAGCCUGGAGGUACCCCGGACCCAGGCCUCGGCCUGUGGCUGUGGAGCUGGAAUGUAAACGGGAUCCGUGGCUCACGUUUCAGCCACAAACUGGAGGAGAAUCAGCGCCACAAUCAGCCCCGGAUCAUCUGCCUCCAGGAGACGCGAGUCAGCAGAGAUUCUCUGGACGAACCAACAGCGAUAACUGAAGGCUAUAAUUCAUAUUUCAGCUUCUGCAAGACUCGUAGCGGAUACUCAGGAGUCGCCACUUUUUGCCAGGAUAGUGCUACGCCCUUCGCUGUGGAAGAAGGUCUCUCGGGCAUUCUCAGUCACUGGACUGGGGAGGUGGGCUGUUAUGGCAAAAUUCAGAAGGAAUUCUCCGAGCAGGAACUCAGGAUGCUGGACAGUGAGGGCCGAGCACUGAUCACCCAGCACCGCAUAAUAAGCAGGGAUGAGAAGGAGGCCGUGCUGAGUGUUAUUAAUGUGUAUUGUCCCCGUGCCGACCCUGACAGAGACGAUCGCAAGCUCUACAAACUGAGGUUCUGUCAGCUCCUGCAGGCAAGAGCCGAGGCCCUGCUCCAGGCUGGGGGGCACGUGGUGGUGCUGGGAGACAUGAACACGUCACAUCGACCCAUAGACCAGAGUGACCCAAUGCUGGAGGGAUUUGACGACAAUCCCUGCCGUCAGUGGUUGAGAGGAUUCCUUGUGGGAGGAGUGGAGGUGGGAGGUGCAGCAAAAGGGAGUCUCUUUGUUGACGCUUUCCGCCAUCUCCACCCAGGCCUCAGCGGGGCCUUCACGUGCUGGCGAAACUCCACGGCCGCCCGCAAAACCAACUUCGGCUCCCGCAUCGAUUAUGUGCUGGUCAGCCAGGGCCUGGCAGAGGCCGGGCUGGUGGCCUGCGACCUGGAAGCAGAGAUUCAUGGUUCCGACCACUGCCCGGUGCGAGCAGUGCUGGCCUGUGGAGUCCUGGCCUCACCUCACCGCCCCGUGCUGUGUACCGCCCGCUGGCCGGAGUUCGCCGGCCGGCAACUCAGCCUCUCGCGCUUCCUGGUCCCCAUACGGCAGACGACAGGUUCUGAGAGCCUUGGUCCGGUCAGGAAAAGGAGAGCGACUGCCCAGCCCAGCUUGCUGCCGUUCCUGAGGUCAAUAGCAACCAGCGGUGAAAAGUACCUGGCAGGGACCAGCAAAGGCAGGGAGGGGGGAGGCCUGAGUGGAGGCUUGGUCUUACCCCAGGCCCAGGGCGAACCUCAGUCCCAAGAACAGCCCCAGGCGGCUAUAUGGAGGUUGUUGCUCCCUGGGCCCCCACGUGCCCCCCUGUGCCGGGGUCACCAGGAGCCAUGUGUGCUCAGGACGGUGAAGAAAGCCGGGCCGCAGCGGGGGCGACAGUUUUACACAUGUGGACGACCGCAGGGGGCAACCUCAGACCCCCGUUCUCAGUGCCGCACUUUCCUGUGGGUCAGCGGGAGGGUAAAGGGGGAAGGAGGUUCUGCGACGUAGCGUCACCAAGAGCCGAGGAGAGAGAAUUGUAACCCAUGUGCUUAUUACAAGUACCCUCAGAAAACAUGGGAUAUAUGUGACCUUGUCAGUGUGACUCCGUGUGUGUAUGUGUGAGACCCUGUGUGUGACUGCGUCCGUACCGAACAUACAGGAAGGUUGAGACACUUUGUUGUAUUUGCCAAGCUACUCCCCAUUCCACUUGUAUUUUGCACCAUAAAAACCUUGUUUUUUUAAUGUCUGCUGUAUAUUAAUAAAGAUACAAACCCUCAA
Callorhinchus milii (elephant shark) is the source of this 1829-nucleotide messenger RNA. It is a transcript of the gene apex2, whose product is annotated as APEX nuclease (apurinic/apyrimidinic endonuclease) 2. Gene Ontology annotation, cellular component: nucleus. The transcript has 6 exons. The record is from RefSeq and is a predicted model, not a curated record. Gene Ontology annotation, molecular function: zinc ion binding; DNA-(apurinic or apyrimidinic site) endonuclease activity; DNA binding. Gene Ontology annotation, biological process: base-excision repair. NCBI's taxonomy places the organism in Eukaryota, Metazoa, Chordata, Chondrichthyes, Chimaeriformes, Callorhinchidae. The coding region runs from base 33 to 1559 and encodes 508 amino acids.